Molecule: messenger RNA, 4795 nt
Organism: Esox lucius (northern pike)
Lineage: Eukaryota; Metazoa; Chordata; Actinopteri; Esociformes; Esocidae
Gene: adamts6
Product: ADAM metallopeptidase with thrombospondin type 1 motif, 6
Exons: 27
Coding region: 868-4419 (1183 amino acids)
Biological process (GO): extracellular matrix organization; proteolysis
Cellular component (GO): extracellular matrix
Molecular function (GO): metalloendopeptidase activity
Source: RefSeq, a predicted model, not a curated record
AAGGGAGCUACUUCAACUCUUUGCUGAGUUGCAUGCACUGUCCUAGACUUAGACUAUUUUUGUUAUUACUGUGCGGAAUACUACCUGCAUUGUCCAAAAGUAACAUCUAGCAAACACACCACGUCUAGCUAUUUUAUUGAGGACGUUGGGCUAUACAUUAUUCUUAUUUUGUAGUUUGUGUAAAAAAUAUUAUUGGGGGAUAUACAAUUUUCAAGACACUUGUAUCUUAGAUAGAGCUGCUCUCUAUUUUCUGUCAAGUGGAAGAGAGCCGCUGCAGUAGCGGCAUGAGAGUCCAAGAGAAAGAGAAUGACAUGAACCAAGAAGAGAUGGACAGAGGAGAGAAGUGAUUUGGCUACUACGGAACUUCGGUGCUGACGAAGUCUAUUGUCUGCACUCUAUAACGUUGCUCUCUCCUCCACCGUUGGGCUUUGCCGCCGACUAUGAAGAUGAAGACGGUAUGCAGAUGGAUUGGUCAAGACAGUCUUCCUAUACAGAUGUAGAUCAAUAGAUCUGCUGCUGGGUUUCAACUGACUGACUGAUCUACAGAUGGAUUCUAACAAACACAUUAUCCAUGAGUGGCUGAAAUGAGCUCCAAGGGAAACGCCAGUGAGGUCUGGAAGUGUCCCCUGCCCUCAGGAGGUGUCUGAUGUUCCUCUGAGACGUUGUCUGGAUGAGACGUGGAUAAGACCUUGAUGAGACAAGAAGAGAAGCUGAAGCAGUGAGAAACGUUUCCCACACAGAGGACCUUAGACCAUGGACUUACAGUUCCAGGCCCGCCGGGCUGAUAGCGUGUUCCUAGCCUGCCAGUAGCACCACCACCCCCCUUUACCCCUCCUCCCCCCAACCCCAUGUCAGAUCUUUCUCUGAAUGAUGGAAAUUUUGUGGAAGACGCUGACCUGUAUAUUGAUUUUGAGCCCGGUGGUGGUGGUCAUGGCUUCCGCGGAAUUUCGAAAACUUUCGCACAACUCACAAGACGAGUACCUGUCCUAUCUGCAGCACUAUCAGCUGACGGUGCCUGUGCGGGUGGACGAGAACGGGGACUUCCUCAGCUACACUGUGAAACACCAUCGGCCCAGGAGACGGAACGCCGACACGGCGAGCACCACCCCCGGCCCAGAGCCGAGCGACUACUCCAAUCAGGAUCCGGCCCGCUUCCAGCUCUUCUACAGACUGUCAGCAUACGGAAAACACUUUCACUUAAAUCUGACCCUCAACCCCCUCCUGGUGUCCAAACAAUUUACGGUGGAGUACUGGGGGAGGGACGGGCUCGAGUGGAGACACGAUAUGGUGGAGAACUGCCACUAUGUCGGAUACCUUCAGGAUCAGUAUGGCUCCACCCGAGUAGCGCUCAGUACCUGUAAGGGCUUGCACGGCGUUAUAACAACAGAAGAAGAGCAGUAUUUAAUAGAGCCAUUAAAGAAUAUAUCGUCCACAACUUCCAGCCCGUGGGACCAGGGAGAAGGACAGCAGCAUGUUAUUUAUAAAAAGUCUUCUAUUCUCUCGCCUCAGCAGCAGCCCAGCUGUGGCAUUUCAGACCUCACAAAAAGCGGUAGCCCCUGCCAACAUAGUGGUUCUUUCCCAAUCUCUUCAACGUCGUCCUCUCCCGCCCCUCCAUCGUCCUCUCACGCACCAGGGCCUGAGGCCGACAGCGCCCUGCCCGGCAGCAGCCACAGACAGAGGCGAUCAGUCAGCACGGAGCGAUUCGUAGAGACCCUGGUAGUAGCUGACAAGAUGAUGGUCGGCUACCACGGACGCAAAGACAUCGAGCACUACAUCCUGUCUGUGAUGAAUAUUGUUGCCAAACUUUACCGUGAUGCCAGCCUAGGAAACGUUGUGAACAUUAUAGUGACCAGGCUGAUCGUACUGACUGAGGAUCAGCCCAACCUGGAGAUCAAUCACCACGCCGACAAAUCUCUAGACAGCUUCUGUAAGUGGCAGAAGUCCAUCCUCAGUCACCAAGGAGACAAAAACAGCAUUCCGGAGAAUGGCAUGGCUCAUCACGACAACGCUGUCCUCAUUACACGACUGUCUUUAGUCCGGAGCAACUUACAGGAGCAAUUAGGGUACGACAUCUGCACUUACAAGAACAAGCCCUGUGGGACUCUAGGCCUAGCAUCGGUAGCUGGAAUGUGUGAGCCAGAAAGGAGCUGCAGCAUCAAUGAAGACAUCGGCCUUGGUUCUGCUUUCACCAUCGCUCAUGAGAUUGGCCACAAUUUCGGGAUGAACCAUGAUGGAAUCGGGAACUCAUGUGGGACUAAAGGUCACGAAACAGCCAAGCUUAUGGCGGCCCAUAUCACUGCCAACACCAACCCCUUCUCCUGGUCGGCGUGCAGCAAGGACUACAUCACCAGCUUCCUCGACUCAGGUCGGGGGACGUGUCUGGACAAUGAACCUCUGAAACGAGACUUCCUGUACCCAACAGUGGCCCCGGGGCAGGUGUACGACGCCGACGAGCAGUGCCGCUUUCAGUAUGGAGCAUCCUCACGCCAGUGCAAAUAUGGGGAAGUGUGUAGAGAGCUCUGGUGCCUUAGCAAAAGCAACCGCUGUGUCACCAACAGUAUUCCUGCUGCUGAGGGGACCCUGUGUCAGACCGGUAGCAUUGAGAAAGGGUGGUGCUAUCAGGGAGAAUGUGUGGUCUUCGGAACGUGGCCGCAGAGUGUGGAUGGGGGCUGGGGUCCCUGGUCAUCAUGGGGGGAGUGCAGCAGGACCUGUGGAGGGGGGGUCUCUUCCUCACUGAGACACUGUGACAGCCCAGCGCCUUCAGGAGGAGGGAGGUACUGUUUGGGAGAAAGGAAGCGCUACAGAUCCUGUAAUACAGACGCGUGUCCAUCGGGAUCCCGGGAUUUUCGGGAAAAGCAGUGUGCCGACUUUGACAUCAUGCCGUUUCGUGGGAAAUACUACAACUGGAAGCCCUACACUGGAGGGGGCGUGAAGCCGUGUGCUUUGAACUGUCUGGCGGAGGGAUACAACUUCUACACCGAGCGCUCUCCGGCCGUCAUCGAUGGAACGCGCUGCCAGGCCGACUCACUGGACAUCUGCAUCAACGGAGAGUGCAAGCAUGUCGGCUGUGACAAUAUCCUGGGUUCAGAUGCCAAGGAGGACCGCUGUCGGGUGUGUGGUGGGGAAGGCAGCACUUGUGAGGCCACACAGGGACUGUUCAAUGACUCUCUACCCAGAGGAGGCUACAUGGAAGUUGUUCGGAUUCCAAGGGGAUCAGUACACAUAGAAAUCAAAGAAAUGGCCAUGUCCAAAAACUACAUUGCAUUGAAGUCAGAGGGAGAUGAUUACUACAUCAACGGUGCGUGGACCAUAGACUGGCCCCGGAAGUUUGACAUUGCAGGGACAGCGUUCCACUACAGGAGACCCACCGAUGAGCCAGAAUCGCUAGAGGCAUUAGGAGCCACCACCGAAAACCUAAUCGUCAUGGUGCUUCUUCAGGAACAAAACAUGGGGAUACGUUAUAAGUUCAAUGUUCCCAUCCAGAGGACAGGAAGUGGUGACAAUGAGGUGGGCUUCUCCUGGCACCAUUUGGCCUGGUCUGACUGCUCCGCCACCUGCGCUGGAGACACACAGCAUUCUGACACUCUGAACCCUGCGGACUGCCUGCUGCUCUCUGGCUCCUGUGCAGGAGAACCAAAAGGUUCCCAGAAGCAGGAAGUGGUAUGUAAACGUCUGGAUGAUAACUCGGUGGUGCAGAACAGCUACUGUGACCCAGACAGCAAACCCCCAGAGAACCAGAGGUCCUGCAAUGCCGAACCCUGCCCCCCUGAGUGGUUUAUCGGGGACUGGUCUGAAUGUGCGAAGACGUGUGAUGGUGGGACACGGACACGAACGGUUCUGUGUAUCAGGAAGAUUGGGCCUGCUGAAGAGGAGACCCUGGAGGACAGCCUCUGUCUGACACAUCGACCAAUAGAAAGAGAAGCCUGCAACAACCAGUCCUGUCCCCCUCAGUGGGUCACACUGGAUUGGUCAGAGUGUACACCCAGAUGUGGCCCUGGCUUCAAGCACCGUAUUGUUCUGUGUAAGAGCAGCGAUCUGGCCAAGACCUUCCCUCACCCCCACUGUCCCUCUCACAACAAGCCCCCCAGCAGAAUUCGCUGCAGUCUGGGACGCUGUCCACCCCCGAGAUGGAUCCCGGGGGAAUGGGGACAGUGUUCUGCGCAGUGCGGGCUGGGCCAGCAGAUCCGGACGGUGCAGUGUCUCUCCUACACGGGCCAGCUCUCCAGUGAAUGUGCAGAGACGCUCCGACCCCCCACCAUGCAACAGUGUGAGAGCAAGUGUGACGCCAUACCCAUCGCCAACGGCGACGAAUGCAAAGACGUAAACAAAGUGGCGUAUUGCCCACUGGUGCUGAAGUUCAAGUUCUGCAGCCGUGCGUACUUCAGACAGAUGUGCUGUAAGACCUGCCAAGGACACUGAACCAAAGAGAGAGGGAACCAGAGAGGAAGAGAGAGCUGGAAGAGAAAGAGAUAGAGGCAGACAACAGGCAGACUAAAAACACACCAAGACCAGGGGGAGAGAGUGACGGAGGAGAAGAAGGAUUCAGCUGUUCAUCACACCCGCUCCACUCAACCCCAUCACCGUGGAAACCUAACCACUACCCAGCGGACACGCUGGCACCUUUAUUACUGUCACUUCUAUGAAGUGGGAACCUUCAAGGAUUAUUUUUAACUGAUGUUAUUUUUAUUAUAAUAAUAAUAAUAAUUAAUAUUAUUUGUAUUCUUUUAUUGUCUAUUGUGUUGUUGUUUUUUUAAUCCAAAGUGCUGGACACAUUACACACCGAACAGAAGCAACG